UCUCGCCUACCCAAAAUGCAAGGCGGGGCUGCAGCCACGAGAAAGGAAUGACGUUGUCGGAUUGGCUGCUGCUCCAGACCUUAGCAUCGCUGCUCACCAGGCUAGCCCAGCAGCAGCCUCCACCCCACCGCCAAGCGAAGAAGGGGCUUCUCAAGAUCUCCAGUCGCCCACGGUUAACCAGUCUUUAUGAAACAUAAAUAGUGACCAAUUUCAGACAUGGCGAGACUGUGUUUACGAGCUACGUACUCAUAUCCCGCCGCUUCGAAGGAGGAGUGAGGCGGAGUGUUUUCAUGGGGGCGGUGGGUCGUGAAGAAAAAUUCGAGUAACGUCCGAGAAGCUCGAUACGUAAACAAACUGGACACAAAUUGACAGAAUCGACAGCAACCGUCAAUGACGAGAUAAACAGCAUGGCAGGGGUUUGCAACAGUGUUACGCCUGGGAUGGGCGAAAUUAUUCAACUCAACGUCGGCGGAACGAGGUUUAGCACCUCCAGGCAGACCCUUAUGUGGAUUCCAGACUCUUUCUUUUCAAGCUUGCUCAGUGGGAGAAUCUCAACUCUAAGGGAUGAAACUGGAGCUAUAUUCAUUGACAGGGACCCAACAGCGUUUGCACCAAUUCUGAACUUUCUUCGGACUAAAGAACUCGACCUGCGGGGUGUGAAUAUAAACAUCCUGCGGCAUGAGGCAGAAUUUUAUGGGAUAACCCCAUUAGUGCGGCGACUGUUGCUGUGUGAGGAGCUGGAGCGGUCGUCGUGUGGCAGUGUGCUGUUCCAUGGAUACCUGCCACCUCCAGCAGUCCCACCACGUAAGAGCAGCAGUGCAACAACAGCAGCAGUAGCAACAUCAGCGGCAGUAGCAACAUCAGCGGCCCCUGAGGAGCGGCAGGGGCCCGGGGGGGCCGAGGGAGGGGGCCCCAGACCUUGCAGACAAACAGGCCUGCCUGGACCCUCAGGUGCAGACGCACCCCAGCGACUAGGGUAUCCUGUGGAUCCGAGGAAGGUGCUGAUCGUGGCUGGCCACCAUAACUGGAUUGUUGUUGCCUAUGCACACUUCGUCAUUUGUUACAGGAUCAAGGAGUCGUCAGGUUGGCAGCAGGUGUUCUCCAGCCCCUACCUGGACUGGCCAAUCGAGCGCGUGGCUCUGAACGCUAAGGUGGUCGGUGGUCCCCAUGGCGACAAAGACAAGAUGGUGGCGGCGGCCUCUGAGAGCAGCAUCAUCCUGUGGAGCAUCCAGGAUGGAGGCAACGGGAAUGAAAUAGGUGUGUUCAGUCUAGGGGUGCCAGUGGACUCUCUCUUCUUCAUCGGGAGUCAGCUGGUGGCCACCAGUCACACGGGAAAAGUCGGAGUGUGGAACGCUGUCACUCAACACUGGCAGGUGCAGGACGUGGUGCCCAUCACCAGCUGUGACACGGCCGGCUCCUUCCUGCUGCUGGGCUGCAACAAUGGCUCCAUCUACUACAUAGACAUGCAGAAGUUUCCUCUGAGGAUGAAGGAUAAUGACCUGCUGGUGACGGAGCUCUACCACGACCCCUCUAACGACGCCAUCACUGCCCUCAGCGUCUACCUCACCCCAAAGACCAGCGUGAGUGGUAACUGGAUAGAGAUCGCGUACGGCACCAGCUCCGGGGCGGUGCGUGUGAUCGUGCAGCACCCAGAGACGGUGGGCUCCGGACCCCAGCUCUUCCAGACCUUCACCGUCCACCGCAGCCCCGUCACCAAGAUCAUGCUCUCCGAGAAACACCUGGUGUCAGUGUGUGCGGACAACAACCACGUGCGGACGUGGACGGUGACGCGCUUCAGGGGUAUGAUCUCCACGCAGCCGGGCUCCACGCCGCUCGCCUCCUUUAAGAUCCUCUCCCUGGAGGAGACCGAGUCCCACAACAGCUACUCCGCAGGAAAUGACAUCGGUGAGUCCCACAACAACAGCUACUCCGCAGGAAAUGACAUCGGCCCCUUUGGAGAGAGAGAUGACCAGCAGGUCUUCAUCCAGAAGGUCAUCCCCAUGACCAACAAGCUCUUUGUGCGCCUCUCCUCCACUGGAAAAAGGAUCUGUGAGGUGCAGUCGGUGGACGGCACCACCAUCACGUGCUUCACGGUGCGUGAGUGUGAGGGCUCCAGCCGCAUGGGCUCUCGACCGCGCCGAUACCUCUUCACCGGCCAGGCCAACGGCAGCAUACAGAUGUGGGACCUCACCACCGCCAUGGACCUGGCCAACAAGAGCGACGACAAGGCCAAGAAAGAAGCCGACGUGGGCGGUCCGUCGGAGGAGGAGCUUCUGAAGCUGCUGGACCAAUGUGACCUCAGCACAUCCCGCUGUGCCACGCCCAACAUCAGCCCCGCCCCCUCCGUGCUGCAGCCCAAUCGGCUCAGAGAGUCCUGCUCAAGCCUCCAGCUGCCGACCCAGGAGCCCAUCCCGGAGACGGCGACCUACGGGGCCCUGCGCCCGUACCGAGAGAGCCCCCUGCUGGCCAGAGCGCGUCGCACAGAGAGCUUCCACGGCUACCGGGACUUCCAGAGCUUCAGCCUGGGCCGCAACCUGCUGGAGCCCGACGGACAGGCCUCCUGUGGGGGGGGGGACGAGCCGCGCCACUCGUCCGAGAGCAGCGGGGAGGAGGGGGGCACCGAGCGAAGGAACGGCGCGGGCGGAGGAGGGCUGGAGAGCUGGUGGGGGAGAGCCAGCGAGGGCCAGGCGGAGGGGAGGUCGGCGCCAGACAGCCCCGGGCUGGGGGACGUCAGGAGGAGGGCGCAGGUGGAGGAGGAGGGGGCAGCAGCAGCAGCUUCAGCAGGGGUGGGGGGGUGCGAGGGCCGGCCCGAGGGGAAGAGGAGGGGGGCGUUUGAGGGGGGGUUCCUCGCGAGGAAAAGGGCGCCCCCCGUGCCCACGCUGGCCUCUCUGCCCCCCGGCUCCGAGGCUGGCGGGGGCAGCGACUCGUCCUCCAGCACCGCCUCGCCCUCCCCGACCAAAAUGGCCACCUCUCCUCGCCACCGCAAGGGCACGGAGACGUCCAGCCAGGAGUACAGCCUGUGAGAGACCUGCUGCAUGCCUGAGACCUCCCUGAGACCUCCCUGAGACAUGCCUGAGACCUCCCUGAGACCUCCCUGAGACAACCCAACCACCCCCUGUCCCCUCCCCUUACAGUCACCUUACAACAGGACUAAAGUGAAGCCUUGUCUCAGUGUAGUGUAGCAGUUAUCCAUCUCAGAUCAGACCCCGCUGGAACACAUAUCUCACAUAGAACUACAUGGAGCCAUCUUCACCUUGGGUUGUUGACUCACCCGCAGUGAGUAUGGUGCAGUUCCCUCCUCCACAGCUAUGUGGUGCUGUUUGCAGCCAUAGUCCAACCUCACACACCAAUGCCUUGGCUUAUUAAGGUUUGUUCAAAGGCAGUUUGUUUGUUCUUUUUAAGGAGUGGAAUAAUUAUCAUAUAGAAAUGUUUGUUUUGUUGGAUUAACUAUAUAUUUCUGUUGGUAUGGCAACAGCUGCUUUUGUUUUGUUCUUUCUGUUGGUAUGGCAACAGCUGAUUUUGUUUUGUUCUUUCUGUUGGUAUGGUAACAGCUGAUUUUGUUUAUUUUCUUAUUUGAAAUGGAGCCAUCAUCUUUGAGCUGAAAUGCAAAGGCCCAUUGUUUACAUGCGUACAUGUUUGUUUCAGCCGCCCAACUGGAAUAGUUUGUCUCCUUGGUUACGCCCUGACGAUUCCGAGGAUAAAUAGAUCAACAUUAUUACCUUAAAGCUAACUUUUAUAUGUUUCUCUACGUCACUUUGAACACUAUUAUCUUCAUGGUCCCUCACGAAUAAUGCUGACAUUAAGUGACUUGAAGCAUGACAGGCGUGUUUUGAGAGGGGUCAAGGGUCAUUGGUAGUAGCCUGCCUCAAUAGUUGUCUUUCACUCUCAUAUUUUUUUAUUAUUUAGAGACCCACACAAAGCUAUUUUUCUUACCUUAACUUGUUGAACUCAAACAAAGGGAAUUCCUUCACAUUGUAAUGUUUGGAGACUGUUUAGUGCCUUUGAUCACAGUAAUAAUUUAAUAAUUAUUCUAUUCAUUUAGGAGAGGAAUCAAACCAAAGUGAAUAUGAUGAGUCCCCCCCCCCCCCCCCCCCCCCC
Messenger RNA from Clupea harengus (Atlantic herring), 4098 nucleotides. It is a transcript of the gene kctd3, whose product is annotated as potassium channel tetramerization domain containing 3. The transcript is spliced from 18 exons. Lineage: Eukaryota; Metazoa; Chordata; Actinopteri; Clupeiformes; Clupeidae. Gene Ontology annotation, biological process: protein homooligomerization. Gene Ontology annotation, molecular function: protein binding. The record is from RefSeq and is a predicted model, not a curated record. Bases 408 to 3023 code for a protein of 871 amino acids.